ACACUGACUGAGGAGCACAAUUCCUUCCAGGACCCCAGAAGAUUCGGCCUUCCACGGGUAGCAGCCGUCACGCACUGGAGUAAGCGCCGCCGGCGGCCGGAACAACCCCCGAUCUCGACGGCAGAGCGAGAGAGCGAUGGCGCUGACCAACUUCAUCGUUACGGUGGCCGUGGUCGGCGCGGGGGUGCUCCUCUUCACCACCGACAUCCGCAGGUCUGGCGCCCUCUUCCGCCGCAACGCGCGCCAGCUCCGGCAGUGGCUUGAGGAGGACACGGCCUCCGCCGCGUCCAAGUCUGCAAAAGAAGCAGCUCCCAAGAAACUUGACUCAACGGUCCCCAAGGAGAAGCCAAAUGAAGACGGUCACUGAUUGGAGUUGUUUAUAUGAAUCAUGAAUGGUAUAACCCCUACUUAAAGUCGUUCAAGUUUUGUUUUCUACAAUUACUGUGCUAGAAACUUGUAGCUCUUAAGUAGAUGCACAGCAAAAUCAUGUUUCUGUUUGAACAUAAAUAUAUUUGGCCUCUGUGGAACAGCUGAAUAUGGUAUUAUGUUUUGCUUGUAAGGAUCUAAAGCUCUUAGCUAAUCUACACGUGUCCUGGUAGAUUUGAUAUUUGGAUGACUUACCCAGUAAGACAGAUAUAUGAAAUGCUUCUACGAAGCAUUUUUAG
Sorghum bicolor (sorghum) is the source of this 665-nucleotide messenger RNA. RefSeq lists its product as uncharacterized. The coding region runs from base 137 to 367 and encodes 76 amino acids. The transcript is spliced from 2 exons. Lineage: Eukaryota; Viridiplantae; Streptophyta; Magnoliopsida; Poales; Poaceae. The record is from RefSeq and is a predicted model, not a curated record.